AUGCCUGCAUCAUAUAGCGAUAUAACGCCAUGGGUAGAAGUUGGUUGCCACAUCGGGGACCGUCAUCUCUUCGUAACUUUUUAUCCACUGUUCUCCUGUAAAUACUACUCAUAUGGUAGAAGAAAAGACGGGACGUUAGGAUCUGAACUUCCUUAUGCGGAGUCAGCCAAUGAUCAACUCAGUACUCUUAUCAUCACAUACAAGUCUGGUCGACCUCGAAGAGAUGAAAGGUUUGAUGCGUACCAGUACGUUUUCGAACCGUCGGUCGAUGGUGGAGACACUGCAGAAGUUCUUACUGACAGCCGGCCUAAACGUUAUGGAGCACAUUCCUCGCACAUUCAUGACCAUUUCGCCAUCCUACACCAUUUGCUCGUCAUUAACUUGGAAAUAUUCCGUCCAAGGAGGAGACAUCCAAGGACAGCGCAUCAAACGGUGGGAUCUGGAGGAUCGAAAGGAGGUAUUCUCCGCAUGCGUGGCUCCGUCUACACUCCCCCUCCCUACCCGUGGUGUGGAGGAAAUGUGGUGUCCUAUUUCCAGCGUCAUACGCUUGACCGCGGAGGACACUCUGGGAAAAACGACUCUAGGGUUCUCACCCCUGCUGUUCAUACUGUGCAUGGAUACGAUGAUGAAGGGAAUCCAGAAGCAGCAUCUGUGGACCCUACUCUUUACCGACGAUGUCAUGCUCGUGUCGGAGUCUCAAGUUUCAAGGUGAUCUUCGCAGUCUUGGAAGGAUCGGCUGCAGCAACAUGGAUUGCGCCUCGAUGUAUCAAAAACGAGUACAUGGGUACCGGACCUAAGAAGAUGGCUCAAUUCUCUUGGAAGGAUCGGCUGCAGCAACAUGGAUUGCGCCUCGAUGUAUCAAAAACUGAGUACAUGGAGUACGGACCUGGGAUAGAAGAUGGCUCAAUUCGUGACGAUGGCACCGAUUCACUUAAGCAACAUGGAUUGCGCCUCGAUGUAUCAAAAACUGAGUACAUGGAGUACGGACCUAGGAUAGAAGAUGGCUCAAUUCGUGACGAUGGCACCGAUUCACUUAAGGUGGACUGUUUUAAAACCCUUGAAUCCAAAGUGACUUUCACAGGCGACAUUGAUCAAGAAGGAUAA
Messenger RNA from Necator americanus (New World hookworm), 1104 nucleotides. RefSeq lists its product as uncharacterized. Bases 1 to 1104 code for a protein of 367 amino acids. The record is from RefSeq and is a predicted model, not a curated record. Lineage: Eukaryota; Metazoa; Nematoda; Chromadorea; Rhabditida; Ancylostomatidae. The transcript is spliced from 8 exons.